This is a messenger RNA of Galdieria sulphuraria, 1234 nucleotides long. RefSeq names its product phenylalanyl-tRNA synthetase alpha chain. The transcript has 4 exons. The record is from RefSeq and is a predicted model, not a curated record. Bases 5 to 1198 code for a protein of 397 amino acids. Gene Ontology annotation, biological process: phenylalanyl-tRNA aminoacylation. Gene Ontology annotation, molecular function: tRNA binding; ATP binding; phenylalanine-tRNA ligase activity. Gene Ontology annotation, cellular component: cytoplasm; cytosol; phenylalanine-tRNA ligase complex. NCBI's taxonomy places the organism in Eukaryota, Rhodophyta, Bangiophyceae, Galdieriales, Galdieriaceae.
CAAAAUGACGACGAUGGAAGAAGUUGUCAUACAAGAGUUGGAGAAAAACUCGAGCAUACCAGAUACCGGUAUAUUUGCAAGGGAAAGAGGAUUGGAUCAUUCGGUUCUCGUAGAUAGUGUUCUGAAAAGUUUGAUUGGACGUGAAAUAGUGGAAGCAAAACCUAUAUCUCAUGAAUACUGGAUUGUGACAGAGGAAGGACAAGAAUAUGCUUCAAGAGGUUCUCCAGAGUUGCAAACUUUUCAGUCAAUCUGUCCUACACACGGUACUACAGUAGAAGAAAUACAAAACAAGCUUGGAACAAUUGGGAAACUGGGUAUACAACAGUGCCUAAAGAGAGGUUGGUUGAAGUUGGAUAAGGAAACCAAAAAAUUAUUCCCCCAAGUAACUCAAGUAAUGGACGAAACUGCUGAAAAACUUAGGCAGUUGGCUCUGAAUCCUCAAGCAACAGACUUGAGUUUACAGGACGUAAAGGAACUCAAGUCCAGAAAGUUAGUCCAAUCAAAGACACUUAAGACUUUUUGUGUACAAAAAGGUCGACGAUUCUCUCAGUUUCAUGAGCAAGUGGCUACGGAUCUAUCAAAGGAGAUGAUCGAAUCGGGGAGUUGGAGAAGUGCUUCCUUCAAGGAAUAUAAUUUCGAAGCUAGUGGAAAGGCAUUGACUGGAGGCUUCUUACAUCCACUUAUGAAAGUCCGGGAACAAAUACGUUACAUCUUCUUAGGAAUGGGCUUUGAAGAGAUGCCAACCAAUCAAUAUGUUGAAAGCAGUUUUUGGAAUUUUGAUGCUCUUUUUCAACCUCAACAACAUCCUGCGAGGGAUGCACAUGAUACUUUCUUUUUAUCGGAUCCUGCUUUCUCCAAACCAUGCAAGGAUCGAGAAUAUGUCCAUCGUGUUUGCAAUGUUCAUCAACAAGGUGCCUAUGGCUCGCUGGGUUAUCGUUAUCCUUGGUCAGAAAUGGAGUCUCAAAAGAAUAUUUUACGAACACAUACCACUGCAAUAUCGAGUAAAAUGUUAUAUCAUUUGGCACAAAAGGAAGAUUUUGUUCCUAAGAAGUAUUUUUCUAUUGACCGCGUAUUUCGUAAUGAAAACUUGGAUGCUACUCAUCUGGCUGAAUUUCAUCAAAUAGAAGGACUAAUUGCUGAUCGCAAUUUGACCAUUGGAGACUUGAAAGGAGUUAUUCAUUAUUUCUUUUCGCAGUAAGUAUUUGUUGGAAGUAAUGAAGUCUUUUCAGUAUUC